AUGCAGAAAUAUAAAAGAUCUACUAGUGAUCAUCCAUCACACAAUGUUCGCGAUCCAGUUCGAGAACAAGCUCAAAUAAAUUAUCGAGCUGUUGUUCAUGAGUUGAAUGAGAAAUUCAAAGGAUUUAAGGAAGGAUGCUACCCAAGACCGAAAGGAUGUCUUUGUGUGGUUGGCAAAGAUCAUAAUGGAAGAGAAGUAACAGAACGACGAUUCGAAGAUCGGGAUUGUAAAUGCGAACUUGGCGAGCGUGGAAAUGGAUGUCACAUCAAAGGGGCGUAA
This is a messenger RNA of Thelazia callipaeda (thelaziosis nematode), 279 nucleotides long. The record is from the annotation of a GenBank genome assembly. NCBI's taxonomy places the organism in Eukaryota, Metazoa, Nematoda, Chromadorea, Rhabditida, Thelaziidae.